CUUACGCGGGCCUUCAUAGAUGAGUUCUUCCAGUUGGAGUGACAAAUUAGUAAACAUAAAUUGCUUAGCGUUUGUAGGUUACGGUCGAAGUAAUCUCUCGACCUAGUUUAACCCAUAGCCAAUUGAUGUCAUGGGAGAGCAGCCAAUAUGGACAACUCGAGCUCAGAUAUUCGAAAUCGAUCGGGCGACGAAAACAAGUUGGAUUCCAUGCACCAAACAAGCCAUUCCCAUCUCGUUCUAUCACGAUACUAAUCGUAAAACUUACAGAAUUAUAUCGGUGGAAGGUUCAAAAGCGAUCUUGAACAGCACAAUUACACCAAAUACCGUGUUCACUAAAACAGCUCAAAAGUUUGGCCAAUGGUCUGAUCCAAAAGCUGGAACAAUUUAUGGUGUUGGCUUUCCAAAUGAAGAGGAUCUUCUCAAGUUUUCAGAAAUAUUUCAACAAGCAAAGGAACCUGAUACACACUCGAAAUCUUUGACGGUUGAAAAUGGAAAACCAAAGUAUUCCAUUAACAGAUCAUCAUCAAUGAACAGUAACAGUUCAACAGGAUCUGCAAACCAAGAUGAAGUACCGCCAUCAAGCAACAGCUCUAAAACAUCAAACUCAAUAGAUGCCCAGUUGAAGUAUGAAAAUGACAAAUUGAAACUGGCUCUUGCUCAAAGCUCUGCUAAUGCAAAGAAGUGGGAAACAGAAUUGCAAAAUUUACGUAAUAACAACGCGAGACUGACGACAGCAUUACAGGAGAGCACAUCAAAUGUUGAAGAGUGGAAGAAACAAUUGCUUAUGUACAAAGAAGAGAAUGAACACUUGCGUUUAAGAGUGCAGGAACUCACGAAGAAGGAAAACGCAGAAGGUUUUAGUCAAAUUCAGGCUGAGAAGAAUUCAUUGGAAAGUAAAGUUGGACGCUUAGAAAAGUCAUUGGAACAACAGUCGAAUGAAAUCGCUAAAAUGACUCUAGAACUUAGUGAAGCCCAAACGCUGAAAUUGACCAAUAAUGAACUGGCCGAUAAAGUUCGGGAUCUCAAAGUCGAAAAUGAAAAACUUCAAAAGGUUUCGUACGAAUUAUCUUCAAAGCAAAGAAUAAUUGAUGAACAAAAGGGAAAGAUAGGCGAGCUCGAAGAACUUUUCUCAAAAAUGAAAUCUCACUUCGCCGAAAUGAACCAUUUACGAGAGACUAUGGAUAAAAGGUUCAAGGCCUGAUCAAUUGUGUGAUGUGCAAUAAUGUAUAUAAUAUUAAACGUAGAUUUAGAGAAAUUACAAUAGCGUUGGAACUUGCAAGAAGCAAGUAAUCAUAUGUCA
Messenger RNA from Xenia sp. Carnegie-2017, 1300 nucleotides. RefSeq names its product homer protein homolog 2-like. The transcript has 9 exons. The coding region runs from base 131 to 1201 and encodes 356 amino acids. Gene Ontology annotation, molecular function: G protein-coupled glutamate receptor binding. The record is from RefSeq and is a predicted model, not a curated record. Gene Ontology annotation, cellular component: cytoplasm; plasma membrane. Gene Ontology annotation, biological process: regulation of store-operated calcium entry; G protein-coupled glutamate receptor signaling pathway. Lineage: Eukaryota; Metazoa; Cnidaria; Anthozoa; Malacalcyonacea; Xeniidae.